AUGCCGACUCAAUAUCGAGACAUCGUGACAGAAAUCUACAACUGGAAGCAAACCAGCAACAAGCAGAGCGAGCUGAAAGAUCCUCGAAAGCAUCAAAUUCUUUUUGCCGAGUCGGCGAAGAAGAAGCACGCUAAACCGACGUCAGAUGAUAAAAUACCCUCCGCGAGCGAAGAUAUCCAGCUAAGUCGACUGAUGGAUGACUACAUGCUUGGAGAAAAAGGAGAUCAAAUCAUGCAGCAGAUGGAGGAUCUGACCACGAACGAGCAGCCUUCGCCGAUAACGAAGCCGAGGUCUCAUUUCCAAGUCGGCGAUAGACUGCCGAUACCCAAGUCGCAAGAACCAGCACUUGAUCUUGACGCCAUGAGAUCGAUGGAGGACUUUGAAAAGUACAUUGCUGAGAACUAA
Molecule: messenger RNA, 405 nt
Organism: Phytophthora infestans T30-4
Lineage: Eukaryota; Oomycota; Peronosporomycetes; Peronosporales; Peronosporaceae
Exons: 4
Coding region: 1-405 (134 amino acids)
Source: RefSeq, a predicted model, not a curated record